Psylliodes chrysocephalus is the source of this 1590-nucleotide messenger RNA. The record is from the annotation of a GenBank genome assembly. NCBI's taxonomy places the organism in Eukaryota, Metazoa, Arthropoda, Insecta, Coleoptera, Chrysomelidae.
AUGUUCGCUCUUAACGUACUGAUUUUGCUCCUAGUUGGAAUUGUUCUUUGCAGUGCUGACGAAAAUGGAUCAAUUUUUGUGCAAACCUCGAAUGGGAUUGUUAAAGGAUCUUAUGGACAGAGAACUACUGGUGACCGAAAACUUCUUUACUGGUUCAGAGGGAUACCAUUUGCUGAACCACCUGUCGGUAAUUUAAGGUUUGAAGCACCAGCGGCGAAGAAAAAUUGGACAGGAACAUUGGAUGUAACAGUGGAACCGCCUGUAUGUGUUGAAGGAUCAAAUCCUCCCAUAGGAAGCGAAGAUUGUUUAUAUCUUAGAAUUUACACCAACAUGGAACCAAACCCAAAGAACAACCUCCCAGUUUUAGUCUGGAUCGCUGGAGGUGCUUUCGUAGUCGGACCUCUUAAUUUUAAAGAUCACAGCCUUGAAUAUCUCCUCGAUCAAGAUGUUAUCAUAGUCGGUAUUCACUACAGACUUGGUUUACUUGGUUUCUUAUCGUUAGGAGAUACUGUUGCUCCAGGAAACAAUGGAAUAAGGGAUCAAAUAAUGGCUUUGAAGUGGAUUAAAAAUAACAUCAAAAACUUUGGUGGUAAUCCAAAUAAUGUUACCAUUUUUGGUCAAAGUGCGGGCGCUGCUUCUGUUGCUUAUUUGUUGCAAAUUGAGGAAACUAAAGGACUCUUUAACAAAGCUAUUCUCAGCUCUGGAUCAUCCCUUAGCUCCUGGUCAUUGGGAAAGAGGGUACCACAAGUUACCAAAGCAAUUGCUAAAGAACUAAAAAUCAGUACUAAUAGUCUUGCUUUUGCGCCAGUUACAGAACCAGAUCACGAGAAAGCUAUUAUUACUGGACGAUCUCAUGAAAGGUUAAUUAAUGGACAGUUUCACCACGUGCCUAUACUGAUGGGAUACAACUCUUUGGAAGGCUAUUUUGACAGUCUACCCGCACUAUUGAGACUUUGGAUGGCAAAAUACGACCUACUUGUCUCACUAUUAGUUCCUGAAGACUUGAAUGUUAGUAGUUCAGUUAUAAGACAUUUAUUGGGAACUAGAAUUAAGACCAAAUACUUUGGCAAUAAUUCCGUUGCACUUUCUAACAAGACACUAAUGAGAUUCAUUGCCGAUUCACAAUUUGAAAGACCAGUUCAAGAGGCUAUUCGUCUAUAUUCACAAAAAACGAAAGUAUACUCAUACUACUUCGCUUAUCAAGGACCACUAUGGGGUAGAGUUAAAAGAACUGUUGACGGUGUUGGACAUGCAGAAGAUUUAGGUUACCUCUUCGAUUAUGGUUACGGAGGAUCAGAUGCAGAUUACCGAACAAGAAACCGUAUGGUAAAACUCUGGACAAACUUUGUAAAAACUGGUAACCCAACCCCUACGAAAGAAGCUUUACUCCAAGAUAUAGUGUGGCCAGCAAAUGAAGGUUCAGAUGAUUUGAAGUAUCUUGAAAUAAACACAAAUUUAAGCGUUAUUAGUCUACCAAAUUCAAACAAUAUUAACUUCUGGAGGGAUAUGUACAAAGGUUAUGGAAAACCACCAUACGCCACUUAUUAAACUAAUUUGGGAUAUUUGAAUUAUUAAAAUAAAUCAUGAAGA